GACGUCGCUGUUCCACUAUCUGUUCAAGCCGUACGUGAUGCAAAUGUGGCUGACCGACUCGUCGACGGCGCCUGCUGUCGGGGAUGCUGACCCCACGGUGACAGUGGAGACCGUGACGCUGUUCGCUCAGCUGCAGAAGAGCUCGUUCCGGCUAUCCGACGUGUCACCUCCUACCCAGGCGAUGCACCCCAUGGUGUCGUUCCAGGCCCGUGACCGCCACUAUUUCAUUCACCCGGAGGCCUUCGAGGACCAGAACCUACUGAACAAGCUCGUUGGAGCUGGAAAGCGCAAGUGAAACUAGAGGUGCGAGCGAUCUCAACCUGUGCAGGGCGAAAACGCGAUAUAGAGCUAUCGAGUUAAGAGGGUGCUUUCAGCUUGAUACCUACGCUGUUAUUGCUUGUGAAUUUCUUACGACGAUGAUACCAUUCCACGGGCGCGUUAUUACCACC
This is a messenger RNA of Phytophthora sojae, 449 nucleotides long. RefSeq lists its product as hypothetical. NCBI's taxonomy places the organism in Eukaryota, Oomycota, Peronosporomycetes, Peronosporales, Peronosporaceae. The transcript has a single exon. Gene Ontology annotation, cellular component: mitochondrial membrane. Bases 38 to 295 code for a protein of 85 amino acids. Gene Ontology annotation, biological process: mitochondrial proton-transporting ATP synthase complex assembly. The record is from RefSeq and is a predicted model, not a curated record.